GCUGGAUGCCAGCGAAAUCACUGCAGCAGCAUGGAGACGUGAGGAAACAGCGCCGCUGGGCAGGAGAGUCUUUUCAGCGCCUUUUUCUCUUACUGCAGCACAAUUACAAACUUUACCUCCUCUGCAUAUUUGAUCAAAGGCAAUGGAAGUCGUCCCUAGAUUUUUGUUCCUGCUGUGCGGUCUUUGCGUUCCUCUGGCGGCUGAUUGGGAGACUGUGGACGCAACUUUUACUGACCUCGGGGACGAAAUCGACUACAAGGAUCCAUGUAAAGCCGCUGCCUUUUUGGGAGACAUCGCACUGGAUGAAGACGACCUCCGCUUAUUCAAAGGAGCUGAUGAUGCACAGCACGCUGUCCAGAGCAACCACACAAACUCAGCUAACAGUUCCACUUCCAGUGAAAACAGAAGGAGUGAGAGGACUGCUGACAGACUGAGCCUCCGUCGACAGAGGAGAGCAGCCACCGCCAGACCUGAGCGAGUAUGGCCUGAUGGUAUCAUCCCCUAUGUGAUCAGCGGAAAUUUCAGUGGCAGUCAGCGAGCCAUUUUCCGUCAGGCAAUGCGUCACUGGGAGAAACACACUUGUGUAACGUUCACAGAGAGGGCGACUGAAGAAAGCUACAUUGUUUUCACUUACAGACCUUGUGGGUGUUGCUCCUAUGUGGGGAGGAGAGGUGGCGGCCCUCAGGCUAUCUCUAUAGGAAAAAACUGUGAUAAGUUUGGCAUCGUUGUGCAUGAACUCGGCCACGUGAUUGGCUUCUGGCAUGAACACACACGUCCAGACCGUGAUGAGCAUGUAAGCAUCAUCAGAGACAACAUUCAACAAGGGCAGGAGUAUAACUUCCUGAAGAUGGAACCAGGAGAGGUCGACUCACUGGGAGAGGUAUACGACUUUGGCAGCAUCAUGCAUUACGCAAGGAAUACAUUUUCCAGAGGCAUCUUCUUAGACACAAUCUUGCCCCGUUAUGAUGUCAAUGGAGUCAGGCCGUCUAUUGGGCAGAGGACCAAGCUCAGUAAAGGAGACAUUGCACAGGCCUGCAAACUCUACAAAUGCGCAAAGUGUGGGGAAAGUCUGCAGGACAGUUCUGGAAACUUCUCUUCCCCUGGUUUCCCCAAUGGAUACUCGGCAUACACCCACUGUGUCUGGAGGAUUUCUGUCACUCCUGGAGAGAAGAUUGUUCUCAAUUUUACGUCCAUGGACCUCUUCAGGAGUCACUUGUGCUGGUACGACCAUGUCGAAGUCCGGGACGGCUUCUGGAGGAAGGCUCCUCUAAAAGGGCGUUUUUGUGGAGACACACUUCCAGCUCAGAUUAUCUCGACCGACAGCCGACUGUGGAUUGAAUUCAGGAGCAGCAGCAGCUGGGUGGGCAAAGGAUUUUCAGCUAUUUAUGAAGCCAUCUGUGGAGGAGAGGUGAAGCGGGAGAGCGGCCAGAUCCAGUCGCCUAAUUAUCCCGAUGAAUACCAGUCCAACAAAGAGUGUGUGUGGAAAAUCACAGUGGCAGAGGGGUUUGAUGUUGGCCUCUCCUUUCAGUCAUUUGAGAUUGAGAAACACGACAGUUGUGCCUACGACUACGUGGAAGUGAGAGACGGCGCUUCAGAGAGCAGCCCGCUGCUCGGACGUUUCUGCGGGUACGACAAACCAGACGACAUCAAAAGCACCUCCAACCAGCUCUGGCUCAAGUUUGCAUCUGACGGAUCGGUCAACAAAGCUGGGUUUGCGGCCAACUUUUUUAAAGAGAUGGAUGAGUGCUCCAGACCUGACAAUGGUAAUUGCGAGCAGCGCUGUCUGAACACACUGGGUAGCUACAGAUGUGCUUGUGACCCGGGGUAUGAGCUGGCAGCUGACAAACACACCUGUGAGACAGCUGCCUGUGGUGGAUUCAUCACCAAGCUGAAUGGCUCCAUCACCACCCCCGGCUGGCCCAAAGAAUACCCACCCAACAAGAACUGUGUCUGGCAGCUAGUGGCACCCAUUCAGUAUCGCAUCACCCUGGUGUUUGAUGUGUUUGAAACCGAAGGGAAUGAUGUGUGUAAAUAUGACUUUGUGGAAGUGCGCAGUGGGUUGAGCUCAGACUCAAAGCUUCACGGCAAAUUCUGUGGAGCAGAGAAACCAGAGGUCAUCACCUCCCUGCAGAACAACAUGAGAAUUGAGUUUAAGUCUGAUAACACCGUCUCCAAGAGAGGCUUCAAGGCUCAUUUCUUCUCUGAUAUAGAUGAGUGCUCCAAAGGUAAUGGAGGCUGCCAGCAUGAAUGUGUAAACACCUUCGGGAGCUACAGCUGUCAGUGCCGCAGGGGCUUCAUGCUGCACGACAACAGGCAUGACUGCAAGGAAGCGGGAUGUGAUCAUGUGAUAAACAGUGUGUCCGGCACCAUCGCCAGCCCUAACUGGCCUGACAAAUAUCCCAGCAAGAAGGCCUGCACCUGGUCUCUUUCUACAACCCCGGGCCAUCGAAUCAAACUCAUUUUUAAUGAGGUCGACAUGGAGGCUCAUCUGGAGUGCGCUUAUGAUCAUCUGGAGAUUUAUGACGGAAGAGACAAUCGCGCCGCGACUCUGGGACGCUUUUGUGGCACCAAAAAGCCUUCUCCGGUCAUCUCCAGCGCCAACAAAAUGUUCCUGCGUUUCUUCUCCGACAACUCUGUGCAGAAGAGAGGGUUUGAGGCUUCGUACAGAGCAGAAUGUGGAGGAAGCUUUAAAGCAGAGGUCAAGACAAAAGAUCUGUACUCCCAUGCCCAGUUUGGAGAUAACAACUACCCUGGAGGCUCUGACUGUUUGUGGGUGGUAACUGCUGAGAAGGGUUACGGUGUCGAGAUCAUCUUCCAAGUGUUUGAAAUUGAAGAGGAGGCUGACUGCGGGUACGAUUAUGUGGAGCUAUAUGACGGCGCUGACACCAAGUCUCCCAGGCUGGGACGAUACUGCGGAUCUGGGGCCCCAGAGGACGUGUACUCAGCUGGAGACUCCAUUGUUCUAAAAUUUCACUCGGAUGACAGCAUCAAUAAAAAAGGCUUUCAUGUACGCUACACAAGCACAAAGUUCCAGGACACAUUACACGUAAGCAAGUGACUUUCCAAACCUUCCCCAAACCUAAAUGGAGACUUCACCCCUAGCAUUUGGUUGGUCACACCCAUUUCCUGGCGAGGAGUGAAUGCAUGGGUUGAUACCACAAACAACAGCCCAAACGCUUUACAUUGACUUCUGUUAGACAGACUGAAGCCAUGCAGAGACAUUACAUCUUCACUCUUCAUCAUCAUAUAGUCCUGUACCGUAACAGUUUGAAUGAUUUCAUAUAUAAAUAUACAAUCGCACCACUUGUAAUGAGCUGAUUGGAGCGCUGUUUUAAAAUGUAAAAUGUAUAUAUUGUGAUAAUAGUUUGCCUUUUUAUUUUAAUCAUAAUUUCCACUGUGUCACUUUUUUCUCUCUGAGGUUGAAACCUUCAUCACUUCUGUUGGAUGUAAUGCAGUUUCAUGUAUUAUAUUACUUGAUAAAUUAACUUAAUAUGUAUGGAAAUCAGCAAAACUGUAUUCUUGAAUCAUACCUAAUCUCUUAUUUAAGAUUAUAUUCUUAUCUGGCUUUGCUUUAAAUUAGUUUAGUUUUUGAGGUUGUAUGUCAGCCAUCCUCUACAGCGUCUUGUUGUUGCUUCACAGCAGUUAAGUUUUUUUUCACCCGAUCAAAAAUGAUUCCUUAAAAUCCUGGACUACAUGCUAAUUGGGAAGUUUUUCCUAUGCUGAACUUGGCAUAAAUGCAUGCAAAUUAUCACCUGCUGGGUGUGGUUACAGCUGCAUCAUCACUGAUGCUGAGCGUGCGGAGAGGACGCUAACGUCUUGGACAAAUGUUUGAUUUUUGUUGUGAACAAAGUUACGUUUAUGAAAGCUGAUGGUGAAUCAACCAACUAACUUUCUUUCCCAAUUUCAAAUUACUGAGAGAUGUGUGUACGUCUGCACCUUGAUGAGCCUUUUCAUGGUUUCUCAUCUAUGACUGCAAAGAUGUUUUCACAAGUAACAUCCAGCUUUGUUUGUAGUUUAGUAUGAAAAACCCUCUGCACACCUGUGCCAUGCCUGACAUCUUUUACAUCAAAAUCGAUUUCACAUAUUUUUCUCUUGGCUACAAUCUUUCUCUGCUUUGCUCUGAUUAUUUGGGACUUAAUGCCCCCCUUUUGUUUUCUGAGCCAGAUCUAAUCUCGCUAAUUGGGUGAACUGAGUGUAUUGCGGAGACACACAGUCACAUAAAAUUAAACCUACUUGAAAGAGCAAGAAACUGCAGUUCUUCGACCAGCCACUUGAAGCUGCAUCCAAAAGCAAGAAUCAUGUUUACAGCCUGGUAAUAAAUUGCUUUUGGCCUCUGUGCAUGGUUUCCCCCUUCAGCAUCACUGCAGGUGGGUGAAUCUUUUUAUAGCUAACUCAUCUAUCUGGAUACUGGAGUUAGGGAACCUCUAGCUGCUGUGUUAUUACUGUUGGAACCUGUUACAAAUAGACCUAGCAUGCCUUGAUGUGUGGUUUAGGCCACCCAAGAAGUGCUAAAAUUACUUAGAACUAAUUAGCAAAUAUAUGUGUGCAUUGCACAUGUACAAUUUAUGAAUCCAGUUUGUUAACCAAGCAUCCACCUACUAAUCCAAAUAUGACAUUCUUGCUCCAAAAAAGCAACAUGGCCAUUAACAUAACGAUAACAUUAUGGUUUCAAAAUGAAGCCUAAAGCAAAUGGGUAACCUGGCAGUGACAAUGGCCAUGUUUUAGUUAUUUAUUUAUUUAUUUAUUUUUUUUCAUUUUGUCCCCUCUGCACAAUCAAUCAUCAUUAAAGGGACAAUUUACAGUUUUUUGUUCCAGGCUGCAAACGUGUUCAUUUCAGUUCUUUGCUUGUGACCCCCUACUGUAAAACAUUUAUUCAUAGCGCUGCAAGUGGUUGAAUAAAUUAAUUAAUGAACUCUUAAGGGUACCAUAAGGUAGUCAUAGAAAGCAGAAUUAAGGAGUUUGAUCAUGGAGGUGUUCUGUUCAUUUUAAUACUGGAAAUAACACACUUGUGCAUAUAAUUACGGACAUCUUUUUACAUCUUUGGUGCCACACAUUUAGUGUAGCAGGCUUUUGAUCAAUAUGUGCAAAACUUUCUCAGUUACAAAAAUGUGCACACAGACAAAAA
Messenger RNA from Pelmatolapia mariae (spotted tilapia), 5125 nucleotides. RefSeq names its product bone morphogenetic protein 1-like. The transcript has 20 exons. The record is from RefSeq and is a predicted model, not a curated record. Gene Ontology annotation, molecular function: metalloendopeptidase activity; zinc ion binding; calcium ion binding. Lineage: Eukaryota; Metazoa; Chordata; Actinopteri; Cichliformes; Cichlidae. Bases 143 to 3058 code for a protein of 971 amino acids. Gene Ontology annotation, biological process: proteolysis.